This is a messenger RNA of Bombus impatiens (common eastern bumble bee), 2275 nucleotides long. Its product is annotated as proline-rich protein 4-like. NCBI's taxonomy places the organism in Eukaryota, Metazoa, Arthropoda, Insecta, Hymenoptera, Apidae. The record is from RefSeq and is a predicted model, not a curated record. The coding region runs from base 649 to 2016 and encodes 455 amino acids. The transcript is spliced from 3 exons.
AUUAAAAACGAAAGUAGAAAAAAUUAGCUUUUCGUUCUAAAGCAGCGCGAUGUCAGGAUCGAUAUCAGAAAUCCACCGAUCUACUUCUGUUCAAACUCACCAAGAAUAAAGUAAUUACGAUAUCGGAGAAAUUCAGCUGUCACGUAAUUCACAUAUAAUAGAUCGGCCUUAAAGCGCUUAAACAGCAGCCUGUCCCAACCUGUCCAACCAACAAUUCAAACUCACCGGGAAUUCCGCGAGACUCCAUCUCAGAAAAAAAGUCUAAAAUAAACGUCACAGCUACGUCAGGUGUCUAGCACUGGAAACGACUCAUACGCAUAUCGGGGUACCGAUGUCGGGUAUCCGCAUAACAGUGGAAUCCACGGUGGUCAACAGUGGGGAUGACUUGGACGACGAAGAAAACGAAACUGUUGCCUAAGGAGAGGGACGUUUCGGAGUGGCGUGGGGAGGUGAGUCGUGUGUCUCCCAAAGGGGAGUGGUAGCCGAUCGUGGUCGUUCUACGCGAACAAAGAGGUGUAACGAGGGGGGUACGGUGUGUUGGGCCCGGGUGGCGAAGGCGAAAGUAUGCCGCGUAUAUAAGGCGACGAACCAACGGCAAUCAGCAUCCAGUUCACUUCUGGACGCACCUGGAAUAUCUCGAGAGCAAAAAUGAGAAUCCUGGUUUACACGACAGCGAUCGCCCUGUUGGUUUCGUCCACGUGGGCCGAGGAGAAGACGUCUGAGAAAGCAGAAGCUUCGGUGGAAGACAAUUCCACGAAAAAACAAGAGAAACGCGGCCUGUUGGGUCUCGGUUACGGUUACAGCUACGACGGUGGUUAUGACAUCGGAUCUGGUGGACACGGUGGUCUGGAAUUAAGCGGCAGCGGCUAUGGCGGUGGCUAUGGUGGCUAUGGUGGCUACGACGGUGGACACGAACACGUCAAGACCGUGACCGUUGUUAAGAACGUAGCUGUUCCAUAUCCCGUGGAGAAACACGUGCCUUACCCCGUGGAGAAACCCUACCCAGUCCCUGUGAAGGUUCCAGUACCGCAACCAUACCCAGUGGAAAAGCCUUAUCCAGUCAAGGUCCUCGUUAAGGUUCCAGUACACGUACCCCAACCGUACCCCGUGGAGAAGAAGGUUCCAUAUCCGGUUCACGUACCCGUCGAUCGCCCAUACCCCGUCAAAGUUUUGGUUCCACAGCCUUACCCCGUGGAGAAACACGUACCAUAUCCGGUAAAGGUACCAGUGCCACAACCGUAUCCAGUCGAGAAACCAGUUCCAGUGCCGGUCAAAGUUCCGGUCCAUGUACCAGCCCCCUAUCCAGUGGAAAGAUUGGUUCCGGUGAAGGUUCCUGUUGAUCGUCCGAUCCACGUGCCAGUACUCAAACCCUACCCCGUGCACAUCGACAGGCCAGUACCCUAUCCAGUGGAAAAACCAGUGCCAGUCGCAGUCAAAGUACCAGUCGACAGACCGUAUCCAGUUCCGGUGGAGAAGCCAGUCGCUGUCCCGGUAAAGGUACCAGUACCACAGCCGUAUCCGGUCGAGAAGCCAGUACCUUACCCCGUGGAAAGGCCAGUGCCGGUGGAAGUUAAGGUUCCAGUAGACAGACCGUAUCCAGUUCACAUCGAGAAACCGGUGCCCUACCCGGUGGAACAACCGAUACCGAUACCGGUACCUAAACCAUAUCCUGUGCUAGUUUCCAAGCCUGUCCCUUAUCCCGUUGAUAAACCAGUACCUGUACCUGUGACAGUUAAGGUACCAAGACCUGUACCUGUAACUGUUGAUAAACCUAUCCCUGUGAAAGUAAAGAUUCCGGUACCAGCACCAUAUCCUGUGGAAAAGGAGGUACCUUAUACCGUGGAAAAACCGGUGCCUGUGCUGGUGAAGGUACCAAUUCAUAGACCCAUACCUGUCCACGUGACGAAACCUGUGCCUUACUCUGUUGAGAAGCCUGUUCCCUAUGCUGUUAAAGUACCCGUUUCUGUACCAGUAGAAGAGGAAAAGGACGUGGACGAGGUUAAAUAUAACGAUUGAAAGCGACGAAUGUGAAUAGCGAACGUUAGAGUAAUUUUGUUUUGUCAGGGCGUCUCUUAAUGCGAAAUUUGGAGUCAAUGUUAAUUGUCGAGUGGCUCUCUCCGUUUAUUUUUGUGCGUACAAAUACCGUAAGUGGAAUCGAAGGCGUUUCGCUGUUUAAAGUUAUUAGAAUUAUUUAGGAGUUAGAUUGUGGAUUUUUACUCAUUUGUAGGAAAUGUAAACGUAUAUUAUAUGUAAAAAUAUAUAAAAUAUCUAAAGU